AUGCAUCGAUAUUUUAAAAAAUCAAGGAAUGAUUCAACUUCUAGUUCAAGUAUUGCAACCCCGAAUCCGACUGUGAACCAGGAUGGAAUUAAUGUUGCAAGUGUUGAAGCUAAUCCGGAAGACAUAGUUAGUGACCCAAGUGCGAUUUUGAAUCAAGAAAGAAUUAAUGAUGAAGUUACUCCAGAAAACAUAGUUAGUGACCCGGGGCUACGGAGUCCUAUUGCUAGAUAUGAUGUUCAAAUAAGGGAUCGCAUUCGAAGAGAAUACGUCUCUAAGGGACCUUGUCAACCGAAAGGUCAUGUCUUUAGGCAAACUUUGUAUGGUAAAGAGAAAAGGAGCUUCCAAGUUAAAUGGUUUGAAAGACAUGUAUGGUUGGAAUAUAGUGUUGAAAAAGAAGCGGCAUUUUGUUUUUGGUGUUAUCUUUUCAAGCCUAUUAAUGCCAAUCGUUUUGGAGACGACGUAUUCGUGAGCACGGACUUUAAAAAUUGGAAAAAGACGCUUGCUAUUUUUAGAGAACAUGAAGGUUCAGCAAAUAGCACACAUGAUCAGGCCAGAAUACUUUUUGAAGGGUUUAAAAAUCAAAGACAAAGUGUUGAUUACAAUUUGAGGAAAUAUGAUAAGGAAGACGAAGUCAACUACCGCAUUAGCUUGACUGCUUCUUUAGAUGUGAUUCGAUUAUUGUUAAGACAGGGAUUGACAUUUUAUGGGAAUGAUGAAUCAUUUGAGUCUACAAACAAUGGAAAUUUUCUAGAGAUACUUAAAUGGUAUUGUGAGCAUAAAGAGGAGGUAACUGCAGUUACAUUGGAGAAUGCUCCAGGUAAUAAUCAGAUGACUAGUCCUUUGAUUCAAAAGGAAUUAACAAAUUGUUGUGCCGUUGAGACUACGAAAGUUAUUUUGGAAGAUAUUGACCAUCGCAAAUUCUCUCUAUUGGUUGAUGAAGCGCGAGAUGCAUCGGUAAAAGAGCAAAUGGCUUUGGUUAUUAGAUACAUGAACAAUAAUGGAGAGAUUGUAGAAAGAUUCUUAGCCUUGGUACAUGUCAGUGAUACUACAGCAAAGUCAUUGAAGGAAGAGAUUUACUCAGUGUUUGCUAAAGCAUGCUUUAUCUUUAUCAAGGUUAAGAGAUCAAGGCUAUGA
Salvia splendens (bonfire salvia) is the source of this 1134-nucleotide messenger RNA. RefSeq names its product zinc finger MYM-type protein 1-like. The record is from RefSeq and is a predicted model, not a curated record. Lineage: Eukaryota; Viridiplantae; Streptophyta; Magnoliopsida; Lamiales; Lamiaceae. The transcript has a single exon. Bases 1 to 1134 code for a protein of 377 amino acids.